AUAUAUAUUCCCUGGGUGGAGGAAUGCUUGUCACCUACUCCUUUUAGCUUCCACACACUCUGUACUUUGUGUGCAAAAUCAGAGGGCAAAAGGAACUCCAAACCUCUCUUCACACAACUCCUUCCAAGACACACAUUAACACACUUACUGUGUGAAAAAGGAGAGACCUUUUUUUUUUUUCUUUUUCUGCUCUUGCAUCUCUGUUUGUGUGUGUGUGUGAUGGAGAAGAGACACAGAUGCAAGCUCUGUUUCAGAAACUUUGCUAAUGGGAGAGCUUUAGGUGGGCACAUGAGAUCUCACAUGAUGAAGUUCUAUGCAGCAAAAAUGGAGGAAGAGCAGCAGCCUUUUGAUGAUUUUCAAUCACUUCGUUCGUAUUCUUCAACAUCAUCGUCGGAGGAAGAGGAAGAGGAAGAGGUGGAGGAGGAGGAGGAGGAGGAAGAGGAAGAGAGUGGGGAAUUGAAGAAAGCGCUGUUGAGUUAUGAGUUGAGGGAGAAUCCCAGAAAGAGUACGCUUUUGGUGGAUCACGAGUUUUCUUCUGUGGUGCUUCAGGACAGGGAGAGUGAAACAGAGUCGUCGAAGAAGGACACGGUUUGCAGGAGAUCCAAACGGGUUAGGAAAUCAAGAAAUUCGGGUUUUGACGGGUUUAGCAUGAAUAGUGCGUUUUUCCCGGUGAAGAAAUCAAAGUUUGAGAUAGAAAGGAAGAGCAAGAACAAUCAUCAUGAGUACUCAUCAUUGGUGGAGCCUGAACCAUUGAGUUCGAUUUCCGACACCACUCCUGAAGAACAUGUUGCUCACUGCCUUAUAAUGCUGUCCAGGGACAAGUGGAGAAGGGAAGAAAAAGAAUACCAAGACGAGGAGGAAGAAGGCAAAUUUGAAAAUGAUUACUCUGAAGAUUCAGGCGUGCAGGUGAAGGUGAUAAAGACUAAAGUUAGAGGGAAGUAUAGAUGUGAGGCAUGUAAUAAGUUGUUCAGGUCUUAUCAGGCUCUUGGUGGGCACAGGGCAAGCCACAAGAAGAUCAAGCCCAACACCGCCGUGGAUGCACCGCCGCAAGUGGUGGAGAAAAUUGGUGGUUCGAAGGCGGUGGUGGAGGAGAAGAUACACGAGUGCCCUUUUUGUCACAGGAUUUUCUCAUCAGGACAGGCUCUUGGGGGUCACAAGAGAUCACAUUUUCUCGGCGCAGGAGCAAUUUCAGCAAGUGUUAGCACCAUUAGACCAGUUAAACAAGAUUCAAGAACCGGUGAAACUCUUAAGAUAGAUCUGAAUCUCCCCGCUCCGACUGAUGAUGAUGAUACCAGCCAAAUUGCGGUUUCCGCGGUAUCUGAUGCAGAAUUCGUCCAACCCAUCAACCAAUCAUGAUGACGAUGAUCAGAGUUGCUUUACAUUUUUUGGGCACAAAAAGAUAACUGAUUUAGAGGUAAAGUUUUGCUCUUUUGCUUAUCCCGUGGAUCUGAGGCACUGAAUUAGAUUACUGAAACAACGGACCAAACUCUACAGACAAUUCGUCAAACAGGUUUAGGAUUAUGUUAUGUUACUGCAACAUAUUAUCAAUCUAGCAAGAUUUUUCAUUAACCACAGAGAAUUAUGUUUCAGUUUCCUGAUUAUUACAGCCCCA
This is a messenger RNA of Sesamum indicum (sesame), 1612 nucleotides long. RefSeq names its product zinc finger protein ZAT9. Gene Ontology annotation, biological process: regulation of DNA-templated transcription. The record is from RefSeq and is a predicted model, not a curated record. Lineage: Eukaryota; Viridiplantae; Streptophyta; Magnoliopsida; Lamiales; Pedaliaceae.